AUGGGCAAGGCGGCAAUCGACUACUCGCUGUACCUCGUGACGGGGCGCGAGCUGCUCCCCGAGGGCAAGGACUACUACGAGAGCCUCGAGGAGGCGCUGCAGGGCGGCGUGACGGUCGUGCAGGUGCGCGAGAAGGACACGGACACGGGGGAGUUUGUCGAGAUUGCGCGCAAGACCAAGGAGAUCACGGACAAGUACAACGUCCCGCUCUUCAUCAACGACCGCAUCGACGUCUUCCUUGCCGUGCGCCCGGCCGGCCUGCACAUCGGGCAGAGUGACCUCCCCCUCGCCCGCGCGCGGGAGCUGGUCGGCGACGACGCGCUGAUCGGGGUCAGCGUGUCCAAUGUGGACGAGGCGCGCGCGGCUGUCGCCGGCGGGGCGGACUAUGUCGGCGUCGGCGCGAUCUGGGACACGGGGAGCAAGGACGUCACGGCGAAGCUCAAGCUCGCGCCUGAGGGCGCUGGUGUCGUGCUGGACGUGCUUGAGGGCGUACCGUCCGUCGCGAUCGGCGGUAUCCACCCCCCCAAUGUGCCUCAGUUGCUGCACGGCUCCGUGAGCCCCGUGAACCGCACGGCGCUCGACGGCGUGGCCGUCAUCUCGGCGAUCGUGAGCUCGGCCGACCCGCGCGCGGCCGCCGCAGGGAUCCGCGCCCAGGUCGACUCGUUCAAGCGUGCCCGCAAGACUGGCAACACGCAGGCCGUCUUUUCGGGCGCGAAGGCUGCCCGGACGCCCAAGGAGCUGAUCGAGCAGUCGGCGGCGCUGAUGGCUGUCGUGCGCGACAACACGCCGCUGGUGCACCAGCUCACCAACAACGUCGUCAUCAACGACUCGGCCAACGCCACCCUCGCUGUCGGCGCGUCGCCCAUCAUGGCAACCAACCCUUUCGACGUCAAGGACCUGUCGCCCGCAAUCGGCGCGCUGCUGGUCAACUUUGGCACCAUCACCGACAAGGCGGGCAUGCUCGUGGCCGGACGCGAGGCCAACGUGAACCGCAAGCCGGUCGUGUACGACCCGGUCGCGGUCGGCGCGACGGCCUUCCGGCGGAGCACGAGCAAGGAGCUGCUGUCGCACUGGCAGCCGACGGUGAUCAAGGGCAACCCUGCCGAGAUUGGCGCGCUCGCCGAGUCGACCGAGGUGGCCUCGCGCGGCGUCGACGCCGUCGGCGGCGGGUUCGCCAACCCCGGCAGCGUGGUCAAGGUGCUCGCGAGGCGCAAGAACGCCAUCGUCGUCAUGACCGGCAAGCACGACUACAUAUCGGACGGCGAGACGGUGCUCAAGACGAGCAACGGCGUCGACCUGCUCGAGGUGAUCACGGGCUCGGGCUGCAUGACGGGCACGAUUGUGGCGACGUUUUGCGCCGCUGCGCGCCUGCACUUCCUGGCCUCGAACGCUGCGGUCGAGAACGACUCGCAGCUGGUGCAGGGGGACCACCUCGUUGGUGCGCUCGCAGGCGUCCUCGUCUUCAACAUCGCCGCCGAGCUCGCGGCGGCCCGGCCCGACGUCAAGGGCCCGGGCACGUUCCGCGCAGCGCUGAUCGACGAGCUGUACAAUGUGCGUGCGGCCGAUGUGCUCGCGCGGGCCAAGGUGGAAGUGCUCGAGGUGUAG
Messenger RNA from Vanrija pseudolonga, 1605 nucleotides. RefSeq names its product putative thiamine biosynthetic bifunctional enzyme (gene thi4). Gene Ontology annotation, biological process: thiamine biosynthetic process. Bases 1 to 1605 code for a protein of 534 amino acids. Gene Ontology annotation, molecular function: ATP binding; thiamine-phosphate diphosphorylase activity; hydroxyethylthiazole kinase activity. Lineage: Eukaryota; Fungi; Basidiomycota; Tremellomycetes; Trichosporonales; Trichosporonaceae. The transcript has 8 exons. The record is from RefSeq and is a predicted model, not a curated record. Gene Ontology annotation, cellular component: cytoplasm.